Molecule: messenger RNA, 631 nt
Organism: Acanthochromis polyacanthus (spiny chromis)
Lineage: Eukaryota; Metazoa; Chordata; Actinopteri; Pomacentridae
Product: vomeronasal type-2 receptor 1-like
Exons: 2
Coding region: 1-588 (195 amino acids)
Biological process (GO): G protein-coupled receptor signaling pathway
Cellular component (GO): membrane
Molecular function (GO): G protein-coupled receptor activity
Source: RefSeq, a predicted model, not a curated record
AUGAUCUUUGCCAUCGAGGAGAUUAACAACAGCCCGGAGCUGCUGCCGGGAAUCACGCUCGGUUAUCAGAUCUACGACUCGUGCGCUUCAGUGCCCGGGACGAUUAAGGUGGCAUUUCAGCUCACAAACGGCCUGGAUGUCGUGUUUCACCCCUCUGAUAACUGCUCCCAGUCUGGCAUGGUUUUGGCCAUCAUUGGCGAUUCUGGAUCCACUCUGUCCAUCAGCAUAUCGCGCCUCGUUGGGCCCUUUAACAUUCCUCAGGUGAGCUACUAUUCCACUUGUGAAUGUCUGUCCGAUAAGCAGCAGUACCCGAGUUUCUUCAGAACCAUCCCCAGUGACCGGUUCCAAGCUGACGCGCUCGCCAAGCUUGUGAAGCACUUCGGCUGGACUUGGAUCGGUGCUGUUCGGUCCGAUUCGGACUAUGGAAACAAUGGAAUGGCAUCUUUUCUGGAUGCAGCGCGCAAAGAGGGCAUCUGUGUGGAAUACUCUGAAUCUUUCUACCGGGCCCACCCACGGAGCAGGGUCCGGAGAGUAGCUGAUGUGAUCCGCAGGUUUCUACAUUACAUCAACAAACUUGAUACGAAUUGAAGAGGUUAUUUGCAAAAACAGAUAACUCCGUUUUGAUAAAUUU